AUGUACAGAAACAAGAUCCCAGAGGCGAUCGUGAACUGGACACAAAGCAUGCUAAUGGGCAGAAGUCUAACCGUAAGCCUGGUGGUCGAUGACCUUCUGGCUGAAUUAAAAGAAGCAGGAUUCCUGGUAUAUGGCUACGCGGAUGACGUGGCCAUCAUUGCCAGAAGAAAUUUCAUAACGAUCCUCAAGGAAAGGAUGGACGCAGCCUUGAGGAUAGUUCAAACCUGGUGCAGAAAGAAGGGACUGUCGGUCAAUUCAUCUAAGACCUCGGCAGUGGUCUUCACCAGGAAAUACAAACCCGAACACAUAGAGCCACUAAAGCUCUGGGGCAGAGAAAUAACUUACACAAGCUCGGUGAAGUAUCUUGGAGUGAUCCUGGAUGCUAAACUGAGCUGGCUGCCAAACCUCGAGGAGAAGAGAAGAAAGUUCUAUACCACCAUGUGGGCUUGUAGAAGAGUAAUGGGUAGAAACUGGGGGCUUCACCCCAGGGCUGCCCUUUGGCUGUAUAGGACGGUGUUGCUGCCAAGACUAACCUAUGCAGCGGUAGUAUGGAGGCCGAGAAUGGAGAGGGUGAAGGCCAGGAACCUGUUAAAAAGCCUACAGGGUAGUUAUCUGAGGGCUGUGACAGGGACCAUGAGAACCACCCCGACGGAGGCGCUGAAAGUAGCUCUCUGCUGCCCAUCUCUCGGUCAGCUGAUAAAAUACCAAGCCAGGAGAACGGCUUAUAGACUUAGAUGUCAGGGGGAAUGGAAAGAUACUGGUCUAGGACACACUAGACUGGGACUUUCUCAGAAGUACCCCUUCAUGUUAAAACAGGAUAGAAUUCCAAGAAAACAUCAGUUGGAGAAGAAAUUUAAAGUUUUAAUACCAACUAGGGACGACUGGACAAACGGAUUGGGUGUAAAUGGUCGGUAUGGGGUAGGAAUCUAUGGGCCGAAAAGAAACCAUAGAGAAAGCAUACCUUUGGGCUGGCUGGCCACAGUCUUUCAAGCCGAGGUGAUGGCCAUCCUGAGGUGUGCGGAAACCCUUGCUGUAAACGAUAGUGCAAACCAGCACUUUUACAUAUUCUCUGAUAGCAGAGCGGCCAUACAUGCCCUUGCAAAGACCACUACAGAAUCGGCUGUAGUUUGGGACUGCAUGCAGGCAUUAGCUAGACUAGGGGAAUCUAACAAGAUAACUCUAGUAUGGAUCCCAGGACAUCAGGGGUUUCUCGGGAACGAGAUAGCCGACGAGUUAGCCAAGCUGGGGACCCAAAUGGACCCAGCCACGCAGAUCGUUGGAGUAGCUUUUGUAACGGGAAUCAACAUCAUCAGAGGAUGGCUUGAGCGAGAGCACGUUGGCUCCUGGAGAGCAGUGGGGGGCUGCCGGACAGCUAAACGGCUAAUGGAGCAACCAUCGGGGAGAGCCAACGAGCUCCUGGCCAUAAACAGACUAAGACUGAAGGUGGGAUUGUGUCUUCUCACGGGACACAUCACACUGAGGAGCCAUCUAAACAAACUUGGGCUUACGGAACAAAGUGACUGUCGCCUAUGUGGUGAGGAGAGAGAGGACAGCGCUCACAUUUUAUGUUGGUGUCCUGUACUCACAUGUAAAAGGUAUAGAUCCUGGGGCUGCGUGUUCAUGGAGCCUGAGGAUCUAAACGGAAAAAGGGUUAGCAGCUUGAUUAACUUGGUGUCAGAUACUAGGCUGGGUUUAUUAGCGCAAUCCUAA
This is a messenger RNA of Odontomachus brunneus, 1710 nucleotides long. RefSeq lists its product as uncharacterized. Bases 1 to 1710 code for a protein of 569 amino acids. The transcript has 3 exons. NCBI's taxonomy places the organism in Eukaryota, Metazoa, Arthropoda, Insecta, Hymenoptera, Formicidae. The record is from RefSeq and is a predicted model, not a curated record. Gene Ontology annotation, molecular function: nucleic acid binding; RNA-DNA hybrid ribonuclease activity.